UCGCCACACGCUGGACUCUGCCACCAAAACGCAGGCCCAGUGUCACGGCGAGGAGGUGGGCGGGCGAGGACUGACCAGGAGGCUCCGGACUGUCUUGCCAAUAACACCUGCCGCUCUCCUCGCCGUCUCGCUUUCAACUCCCGCCGCACACCUGUAUCUCUUCUCGCCGCCUCAGUUUUGUGAGGGAUGAUGGCGCUGGGAAGUCGGGUCGAGUCGCUACUGGUGGUGCUGGUGUUGGCCUUCAGGAGCGGCGUGGCUGACCUCUCCGUUGUUCAGCUGGCCUUGAAUCUUAAUGGCACACUGACGGUGACAGUGAUGCACGAGGAACCGGCCGACAUGGGCAGUGUGGAGGUUCAGGUAUGGAGGAACCCUGCCGUGGCGCGCCCCAGCCCAGAGGGGACAGUCGUCUACGAGGAAACCUUCAGUCUUCCGGACGUCGGUGCCACCACAGAGCUGACCCUGAGCAACGCCAGAGUCCAGGACGAGGAGCUGUGUGGAACCUACUUCGUGUGCGCCUCGGCCAGUGUUGGGGCCGCCCAGGAGAUAACGCUGCCCUCGCAGUACAAGUGCAUCGCCCAGCAGAUAAAUUGUACUGAAGCUGUGGAUCUGCAGUGGAUGGUGACGCCCACGGAAGGAGACCCAAUGCUGCGAGUUCAGGCAGACGGGAAGGUCAUGAACUCAGGGUUCAGCCUCAGCAUCAUCAACAAGGGCGACACAGCCAUGGCGAGCAGGUCAGCCCUCAACGCCCCGGAGGUUCAGGUCUACUUGGUGUACAUGAACUCUGGGGAAGGCCAAAUGGAGCCGCCCAUAACCAUGCAGGCCUUCAACUCCACCAGCGCCACGUCCAUAAUGGAGGGCGUGGAGCGCGAGAGGGUCAUGUACCUGCCCCAACUCAACAUGUGGAAGCAGAAGUGGGUGAGGCUGAAGGGGUGGGAGCUGCUGAUGACGAUGACGGGCGGCAGCUCGAAGGCCCUGGGGAAAGACGAGGAGAUGCAGGUUGACGUGAUGCAGUUGUCGGCGCCGCAAACGUCCGUCAGGCGGGUGGGCAAGCUGGCCUUCGUUAUCGACCCCUUCAACAAGACCAACGACGCCAACCGCACCAACAACGUCCUUUUUGCCACGAUAAACCUCCGGAGCUCGGCGAUGGGUCAGCUCGGGGCGGAGUGCGAGGUGGUGCCUGACGUGGCCAUGGCCGGCAAGGAGGCGCUGGUGCAGAUCAACGACGGGGCGCGGCCGGCUGUGCACAGGUUCAGGACGGCCCCCGGCGGCGUGGAGUUCUCUGCCGUGAAUGAACCGACGGUGAAGGAGAGAGCUGAGUUCGCCAUGGCCAGCGAGCGUGCAGUGAGGCUCGUCGAACUCAACCUUUGCCCCAGCGGUCUCAGGGACGCCGCCACUAACGACUCUUUGUUGGUGAAGGUCAGGGAGACAGCUGGCGCCCUCUCAGAGUCCCUGGCCAUGCUUCAGCCGGCUCUCAGUGAGGUGCACGAGCGGAUGAGUGCGUUGGUGCGUAUAGUGCAUAACGUGACCGACGAGGCAGCUCGGAGACACGGGCCCGUACGGUGGCUGCUGCUCCGUGCGCUGCCCCACCUCCUCUACUGGGAGAUGGGGUACGCGCACAACCACCCUUGCCUGCAAGCCCUCGACCCCUUCAUGCAUAAAGACGAAGAUGAUGAUAUGAGAGAUGACGAUCAUGACGAAGAUGAUGACGAGUGGAAUCGAGAGGACGGUGGUAAUAGUGGAGGUGGUGGUGGUAUUGUGUUUCCUGAUGUUGAUAUUUUAGACGAAGAAUUCAUCGCUAACCCCUAUCGAGAUCGCCUAACGAUGGAAUACCCCUAUGGUCCGGAGGGUUACUACGGGCCGGAAGUUGGAAAAGGUUACAUACACAAGCAGCCACGGCGAACCAGACCACAGGCACACUCCAACCCAGAUGAAACCUUCAGAGGGUUUCCCGUCCUAAGCAUCGCCAACAAGCUCCGCCGCGGGGUGCCAGCGAGGGACAUCGAGGAGCUGAGCGUUUUACCGAGCUCCAUGAUGAACGACCUGGAACUAGCGGUCAAGCUCAUCGCCACCGGCCAGACGCGUUUGUUCACGGAGCUGAUGGGAUACAAUGGAAUGGCCGACGCCUUCUUUCAGCUUUGGAUGAGCGUCCAGAGCGACAUGGGCACGGGCAGGAUGAUCGACAUGGAGGUUGCCGUGAACAGACUGUUGACUUACCUCGACACAUCAACCGCAGAAUUUCAACGGAACGCCACCAUGUACGCCUUCCCGAACAUGACCUUAGGGGACGCCCUCGCCCUCGCCAAAGGAUACCUCGGCGUCAUCAAGAACAAUUCAGCGGCCCUCACCGACGUGCUCGAGAUGAUUACAGCGCUGUGGGUUGCCCCGGAGAAGUUAUGCUGCUUGGUUAAAGAACCCGAACGAGCCCCGAGCCGGAACAUGGUUUGUCUGAGAUCUGCUCAAGAGGAAGUGAGACUUAUGACCGAGAACUCCACGGCACCUGAGGACGACGGCUUCUUCCGGAAUGUGUUCGAGGAUGCCAUGAAGAUGAGGAGGAGCCAGGCCGACCCCGUGUUCUGGAGGAUAAAGGCCGGCGGAGUGUAUUCCAUCGAAAGGUGUCCGCUGUCUGGGACCUACGUGUGGGACCAAGUGGCUGUCUGCUCCUGCUCGAGGGACAACCCACCACCAGACCGGCGGGGCUCUGACGAAGAUAGAAGACGUGGCUCUGAGGACCCUUCAGGGCAGCCAAUGAGGGGAGGAGGCAAUGGAAGGAGAGGAAGAGGAAGAGGGAGUGGAAGAGGGAGAGGAAGAGGGAGAGGAAGAGGGAGAGGGAAUGGAAGGGGUAAUGGAGGUGAUGGAUCUGGCGACGGUGGAACAACUGGAGAUGAUGAUACUGAAACUGUUGAAUUCGAAGAUGAAGUUGGACAAGGGACUACGAUCACUGAUGAAGACGAGGAUCGCGAGCCAUUGCUGCCGUCUGGACCACCCGAAGACCUACCCAACACCGCUCCUUUGCAUAACGAGUACGAACGAGUGGACAAGAAGGCGGUAAAGCCCAAUCGUCUAUACAGCGCCGGGCUCAAGAACGCCACCGUGGAAAUAAGAGGAGAGACCCUGGUGGUGUCGGGGUGGGUGCAGGUAACCAAGUGGGCCAAGCAGAGGGGCCAGAUGGUGAUGACGAACAGCUCCGUGUGUAACGACGGGGUGUGGGGCGCCAGUGAAGCCGAGGUGGCCUGCCGCAUGGUGUUCGGGGAGGUGGUGGCGGGGGCCUCGUCGUACAACAUCACUCUCGAGAAUAUGGGUGAGCACGUGCCUGAACCUCACUUGAUACGAGUGUCCUGCCGCGGCUCCGAGCCCAACCUGCACAUGUGCCGGCACUUCUGGAGCAGAGAGCCCUGCGAGGCCGAAGAGGUGGCCGGGGCGAGCUGCGAGUUGCCGCUGACUGACCCACGGGGGCGAGACGGGAAAUUCCAGUAGCUGUGUCAGUCAUCGAUGGUGUAGUUUUUUUUCUGAAUAACCUCUCGAACUCAUCGUAAACUAUCGUUGGUUCAAUGGCUGAAAAGUGUACUAUAGAAGACAAAAAUAGUUAUGAUAGAGAUGUCAGGGGAUGGGUACCGAGUGCCAGUCGGGGGUUGUGUCCCUCCUCCAUCACUUCUGAGCUCCGGUUUGAGUCGCGGAGGGUACUGGCGAUCGCAAGU
Molecule: messenger RNA, 3695 nt
Organism: Eriocheir sinensis (Chinese mitten crab)
Lineage: Eukaryota; Metazoa; Arthropoda; Malacostraca; Decapoda; Varunidae
Exons: 19
Coding region: 187-3474 (1095 amino acids)
Cellular component (GO): membrane
Source: RefSeq, a predicted model, not a curated record